Molecule: messenger RNA, 2028 nt
Organism: Penicillium antarcticum
Lineage: Eukaryota; Fungi; Ascomycota; Eurotiomycetes; Eurotiales; Aspergillaceae
Product: SAE2 C-terminal domain-containing protein
Exons: 1
Coding region: 1-2028 (675 amino acids)
Biological process (GO): double-strand break repair via homologous recombination; DNA double-strand break processing involved in repair via single-strand annealing
Cellular component (GO): site of double-strand break
Molecular function (GO): Y-form DNA binding; single-stranded DNA binding; double-stranded DNA binding
Source: RefSeq, a predicted model, not a curated record
AUGGAGAUUGUCCAGGAGCUUCAUGCCGCUGUGGCAAAUGCCUGUGAAGCUUCUUUUGACGAGGCUUACAGGCGCAUGAAAUCGCGGGUUGACGCUCACACCAAUGCGGCAGAAAUCAAAGAAUCACGGGCCAGUCAAGCUCAGCGACAAGCAGAGGCCAAAAUCCAAGAGCUUCGGCAAAAGGUUCAUGAUCUUCAAAAUGAGCUUCGGCAGUACGAAGUUGAUCCGUACGAUCUAGAGCUUCCCGGAAGAUACGCAAAUCUGGAAACCGAGUUCGACCCCAAGAAUCUAUGGGGAAAUUGCAUGGAAGAUGAUGAUCCUUCCGAUAUUCAGACCUCACGAAACCGGGUCGAGGCCAAAUACACGGCACUUUAUACCAAUCUACAGACAUUCAUUCAGACUUGGAGCGGCCUCAAAUCUAAGGUUUUGCAACACAAGAAGAAAUUACGGCGGUGGGAUAGACAAUUAGAACAUGAAGAAUUCACGAUCGUUCUCAAUGCCGAACCAGUCACUUUUCGCAGAGUCCAAGGUACCACCAUGGACAAGGUUGACAAAGCACCACCCCCAGCGACCCAAAGCCUAGCAACUAAACGUCCACGAGAAAAGAGCUCAGGUCCCCCAUCAAAAGCUCUCAAGUUAUCGUCAACCCACAAACGUGCAAACAGCCCCGAGGAAGCUGCCAAACUGAACCAUAACAAAACGGCAACCUUCAACCGGCCAUCACAACCAGCCUCCACACAAUCUAGCUCCCCUGCACCAGAUGUGGAUCGCUCAGGCCAGCUGUCCAAUGCAGCAUGGGCUUCACCCGGUGUGCAGCGCCAGCCAAAAUGCCAGAGGCUUCUACCAGCGCCGCCCAGCGAGCAUCUAAUGCCCAAUCACCAGUGGGCUGAGACGGGUUCAGUGCGGCCCGUAAUUGUUAAAAAGGAGAUAAUGUCUUCCAGUCCAAUCCAACCCUCCACCUAUAAUCACGAAUUACCACCUGCAGGCACACAAGACCUUGACGAAAUAGGUGACACAAUACGAACACCUAUGAAGCGAAAAGCCUAUAGGGAUGCCAAUGCUAGGAACCCUGGAAACUCAAACAGCAGCAUAAGCCAUGCACCCCACUCCAAACAUGUCCCAGAAGAUCAACAGACAUCACAGCACUCAGUGCUUCAGCCUAUCGAUGGAAACACACGCACCGAGGUAGAUACCGAUGAAAGGCAUUAUUCGAAACGUGGCAAAGAUCUGGAGAGACGCGCAAUACCAUCUUUGGCAGAAGACGGGGAAGAUGUUGCCUCUCACAUAACCCCUAAGCCAUCAAAGAAGAAUGCCUGUGACAAGCCUGCCCAGAGACGCCUAGAAAAUCUGUUGGAACAAUCGGCGCCCACCAGACCACCACUCAGCGCUUUGAAAAAGGCUGCGGGCUUGAUAACAACGGAAGAUAGUGCACCGCAAGCUGAUCUGAUGCCAACAUAUCCAAGUCAAACUACCCCCGACAUAGAUCCUGACGAUGAGCCUUACAGAGCCAGGCCUCUUCGAUGUCUGGGGCUGGAGCAUUUCAAAAUCAACCCUGCAAGAAAUCAAGGACUUGACUUUGCAUACGAUGCCGUGGUUCGCAAAAAAGAUGAUCGUAAAUGUAUAUCAGGCUGCACUCGCCCGGGAUGCUGUGGGGAUCGAUUCCGGGCCAUGGCUCGCCUGGGGGGCCUUUCUGGCAGAUCUGGAGCCAAACAAGAAGAGGAAGAUCAGAUAAUACUACAGGAAUACCUAGGAGAGGAUUCGCGAUUAAUCCAGACACUGAAGGGUCAAGACCGUGAGAAUCUUUUGGUGGAGGCGCAAGCUAGGGCUUUGGCCAACCAGUAUGGACGACAUCGACAUACUCACCAGCGAGCCCAAUCGCCCCCUGGAUUCUGGCGAACAGAAAUGCCAGAUACACAAGAUGAGCAGUCUGACCGUGAAGCUGCUGAAAGACUGGAGCGAGAAAAAGUGGAGGAGCGAUACCGAGAGGCCAUGCGCCCUGGCGGGUUAUGGACAUGGGCUGACGAAUGA